Pyrus x bretschneideri (Chinese white pear) is the source of this 408-nucleotide messenger RNA. RefSeq lists its product as uncharacterized. The transcript has a single exon. Lineage: Eukaryota; Viridiplantae; Streptophyta; Magnoliopsida; Rosales; Rosaceae. The record is from RefSeq and is a predicted model, not a curated record. The coding region runs from base 1 to 408 and encodes 135 amino acids.
AUGCCUUCAAGGGUUUCCAUCUUUCUCUUCUCUUCUCUGACCUUUCUCUCCGUUGCUUUUGCUGACGAGAGAGCCCCCCACGGCCUUGCCAGAGCAAACCCAAUGGGAAUUUCACCGUCAGCGUAUGAUUUCUUCAAUCCAACGUCACAAAACCCCAUUUCCAAAGACCCAUGUGUUGCAUCCAGUUGCUCACCAUUGCAUGUGGCAGCUCAAGUGCAAGCAACAGAAGCACACGAGAGCAAAUACUCUACAUCACAGAAAGGCGGUACGGGAUACGGAGCUGCUGGGGUUGCUGGCAUUGUGUGCGGUUUAGCAUUUGCAGUCUUUCUGGCAAUGGGGGCUUACCAUGUGUUUGUCACACGCAGAUCACAUAUGAGUCGACCCAACACAGUUCAACCCGAUGUAUGA